Molecule: messenger RNA, 621 nt
Organism: Solanum tuberosum (potato)
Lineage: Eukaryota; Viridiplantae; Streptophyta; Magnoliopsida; Solanales; Solanaceae
Product: 40S ribosomal protein S16-like
Exons: 1
Coding region: 48-491 (147 amino acids)
Biological process (GO): maturation of SSU-rRNA from tricistronic rRNA transcript (SSU-rRNA, 5.8S rRNA, LSU-rRNA); translation
Cellular component (GO): ribosome; cytosolic small ribosomal subunit
Molecular function (GO): RNA binding; structural constituent of ribosome
Source: RefSeq, a predicted model, not a curated record
GUUAGAUUUUUUCCAUUUCAGUAGAAGCAAAAAACGAGCAGAAGAGCAUGGAGGCGGCGGCAGCAACGGCGGAAUCUGUUCAAUGCUUCGGGCGGAAGAAGACGGCUGUAGCAGUAACCCACUGCAAACGCGGUAAAGGUUUGAUCAAGAUCAACGGUGUACCUAUCGAGCUAGUGCAACCAGAGAUUCUCAGGUACAAGGCUUAUGAACCUAUUUUACUUUUAGGACGACACCGUUUUGCUGGUGUAGACAUGAGGAUCCGUGUGAAAGGUGGAGGUCACACCUCACAAAUCUAUGCAAUUCGUCAGUCAAUUGCGAAAGCACUUGUUGCAUUUUACCAGAAAUAUGUUGAUGAGCAGUCGAAGAAGGAGAUCAAGGAUAUACUUGUGCGAUAUGAUAGGACUUUGCUUGUUGCUGAUCCUAGACGAUGUGAGCCUAAGAAGUUUGGUGGUCGUGGUGCUCGUUCUAGGUUCCAGAAAUCUUACCGUUAAUUUCUUUUUAUUGCUUGCUCCUUAUGGUUUUUGAACUUGUUCUGAGAAUUUUGAAGUGAUAUUUAUGUUUUGGAUUUUAAACUUUUAUUAUAUGACUGCAAUCGUGAUUUAGAUUCUAUUUUUGGUUUGA